Pieris rapae (cabbage white) is the source of this 401-nucleotide messenger RNA. It is a transcript of the gene UQCR-Q, whose product is annotated as cytochrome b-c1 complex subunit 8. NCBI's taxonomy places the organism in Eukaryota, Metazoa, Arthropoda, Insecta, Lepidoptera, Pieridae. The record is from RefSeq and is a predicted model, not a curated record. Gene Ontology annotation, biological process: mitochondrial electron transport, ubiquinol to cytochrome c. Bases 99 to 347 code for a protein of 82 amino acids. The transcript is spliced from 2 exons.
UUCUUAAACCUGUCAAUCUAUUCUGAUUUCUGCAUUAAAAUUACAUAACCUUGUGAACUUUUGUGAAAAAUUUAUAUUAUCCUUCCGAGCUCGUGAAAAUGGGUAAACAUUUCGGAGAACUUGCGAAAAUACGAGGUUUGAUAACUUAUAAGCUAUCUCCAUACGAGCAAAGAGCUUAUGCUGGAGCAAUAUCAAAUGGUCUGCCAAAUCUCUUUCGCAGAUUCCGUGAAAGUGUUUUCAGAGUAGCACCCCCUUUCAUCAUUGGAUACUUAGUUUAUGAUUGGGCAGAAAGGGAACACCACAGACUUUCCAGGAAAAACCCAGCUGAUUUUGAAAAUGAUGUUUAAGUUAAAUGUUCAAAUGUCUUAGUAGUAGUAUAAGUUAAUAAAUUUUAAACAAUC